AUGAGUCUCCUGGGCGCGGGUUAUGACAGCGAGGGAGAAGAUAGCGCCGAAGCGCCGGAGCAGAAAGCCAGGGAUGGAGAGCCAUCGCCGCCAGGGGAGCCAUCUCCAGACAGUGGUGUCGAUCCGCUUGCAGAUGAAGCCUUGUUGAAGAAGCGGAAGAUCGACUACUCAAAGCUGCCAAUGUCAAGGCGGCCAAGUUUCGAGACGCCACCACCAACCGAGCCAGACGAGGCUCCUUUGAAGAAGGCAGCGGAGCUAGCUGCCAAUCCAGUUGGCCAGAGUCUGCUGGCAGCCUUGCCUCCCCCUAAGGUGACAUUGGGAAGGGAAACAGGGUCAAGCUCAAUUCGGCUUGACUUGGAAGAUGUGAGACCGGCCAGGAACAAAAGCACGGUACCGGUGGAGGGCCUCCUGCGACCAGACAACUUCACGGACUUGGACGAGGAGGCAGCGCAAGUGCCAGACAAUGUCCUCAACCAUCCCAUGUUCUCAGUUGACACGGCACAGCCAGAUGGUCCAUCUGCAGAUGACCUUUUAGAAUUGAGGAAGCCACGACAAUUUGUCGAGGUCAACGCAGAUGACAUGAAGGACCCCGACUGGUACAUGAAGAACCAGAUGGCUGGUGGUCCAGGGCUUCUGACGAAGAAACGGGUGGCAGACGAUGUCUCCAUGUUUGAUGGCAGGGGCUGGCGUGAGACCACACAUUCGAAUCCCAGCAAAGUCCAGAAGCGCAAGCACCAGAUCAAUUGGCUUGCAAAUGAAGCCCUGGAAAACGAAGCUGACAUGCUGGAGCGUGGUCAGCAAAGGAUUCUGUCCAAGGCACAGACACACGCGAAAUAUGGCUGGUAA
Symbiodinium pilosum is the source of this 846-nucleotide messenger RNA. NCBI's taxonomy places the organism in Eukaryota, Dinophyceae, Suessiales, Symbiodiniaceae. The record is from the annotation of a GenBank genome assembly.